This is a messenger RNA of Physella acuta, 965 nucleotides long. RefSeq names its product far upstream element-binding protein 1-like. Lineage: Eukaryota; Metazoa; Mollusca; Gastropoda; Physidae. The record is from RefSeq and is a predicted model, not a curated record. Gene Ontology annotation, molecular function: RNA binding.
GAGUUGUAGCGUUCUCAACACAUCUAGACAAAAUGUCAAUUAGCGGAUCUUUUGGCGGAGGCCGUGGUGGCGGCGUAAGUUCAACAACAAUGAUGGUUGAGUCGUCAAAUGUGGGAAAGAUCAUAGGUCGUGGUGGAAGUAAAAUCAGAGAUCUAGAACAAGACAGUAAUGCCAGAAUCAAAAUAUCCAGAGAUGAGGAUGAGGAUGGAAUGAAAUCUGUUGAAAUCAGUGGAACAACAGAAGAGAUUGAAAAUGCCAAGAGACUAAUUGAAGAAUGCCUUAGUGGUGGAAGCCGUGGUGGUGGUGGCGGCGGUGGUAGAGGCUUUGGAGGUGAUGGUGGUGGCGAAUCUGAAACAAUUUAUGUUGAGUCAUCUGAAGUAGGCAGAAUCAUCGGUCGUGGUGGAAGCAGAAUACGAGACAUGGAAGCAGACAGUGGUUGUCGGAUAAAGGUGUCACGUGAUGGCGACUCAUCUGGUAGAAGUUCUGUUGAGUUAUCUGGGAGCAAAAACGCUAUUUCUGAAGCAAAAAGGCUUAUUCAAGAUGCUGGAGUUGAAAUUGUUAAUGGAAACGAUCGUGGCCGUGGUUGGUGAUUUAUUCAACUAUUUUCAGCAGAUAAAAGCAUCAAGGACUCACAAGAUUUUCAUCCAAGUUGCAAUGUCAUCAUUUUUAUUUUUUUAUUUUUUUUUUAGUAUAGUUACCAAGUCAUGUAUCAUUUAUCAUCCAGACCAGCUUAAAUUAUUUUUAAAUUCUCGGAAGAUUUGAGUCUUGCUCACUCGUGCAGAAUGUCAGAUGUUAUAUAUAAUUGGACUUAACCCCUGGAGAAAUCUAAUGUAUAUACUAUUCGCAAACUUGAUAUGUUCACUGAGCGACGCCAGAUUUUAAAGUAUUGGUCUUAUUGUUUUUAAAAUCGUGUUCAUUGUGCAUUUUAUGCUUACAAAUUUCCAGCUUUGAAUAAACACAACAAA